Messenger RNA from Archocentrus centrarchus (flier cichlid), 4899 nucleotides. RefSeq names its product collagen, type IV, alpha 4 (gene col4a4). Gene Ontology annotation, biological process: extracellular matrix organization. The transcript is spliced from 44 exons. NCBI's taxonomy places the organism in Eukaryota, Metazoa, Chordata, Actinopteri, Cichliformes, Cichlidae. The coding region runs from base 1 to 4899 and encodes 1632 amino acids. Gene Ontology annotation, cellular component: collagen trimer. The record is from RefSeq and is a predicted model, not a curated record. Gene Ontology annotation, molecular function: extracellular matrix structural constituent conferring tensile strength.
AUGACCGACGUUAUAACCAUAAACCAGAGCGAGAACCUCAGACAUGAUGGUGACCUAACAGAGCCAUGUGGUGGGCGGGACUGCUCCACCUGUCAGUGUUUCCCAGCCAAAGGAGCAAGGGGUGCUCCAGGACCUCUGGGUCAGCCAGGCUCUCAGGGACCCCUGGGCUUCCCGGGCCCUCAGGGGCCUCCAGGAGAGAAGGGCCAGAGAGGAGAUGAAGGGCCGACGGGAGCUGCGGGCCUGAAAGGACAAUUGGGAAUUCUUGGCGUCCCUGGUUUUCCUGGUUUAGAUGGACUCCCGGGUCACACAGGACCUGGUGGAGGUCCUGGACGUCCGGGUCUGGAUGGAUGUAAUGGAACCAAAGGAGACCCAGGGAGGACUGGACAUCUGGGAGAACAAGGACGUAAUGGACAACUGGGUUUUCCAGGACCAAAAGGAUUUCCAGGAGAUCCAGCAGUGUACUUUAUACAGUACCCUGGAGUAAUUGGAGACGCUGGGCCCACUGGACUUCCUGGUCUGCGGGGAGAAGAUGGCCUCCCAGGACCGAUGGGAGCUGUGGGUCCUUCAGGGCUGAACGGCACCAACGGGGAAAGAGGUCGAUCUCUGCCUGGACAGAAAGGAGAUGAGGGGGAUCAGGGCCAGCAGGGACCUCCAGGACCAUUUGAGUAUGUCGAUCCUCCAGAAGACCUCUACAUCAAAGGAGAAAAGGGCUCCCGGGGCAUUAAAGGAGUUUGUGGAUUUGAUGGACUGCCGGGUCUGGACGGGCCACCCGGGAUGGAAGGAGAGAAGGGGAUUUUGGGGCCUCCUGGACCAAGGGGGCUUUCUGGAAAACCUGGACUGCCUGGAAAAAAAGGAGUUAAGGGAAUCCAAGGAAGCUCAGGUCUCCCAGGUCUGAUUGGACAAGAGGGUCCUAAGGGCGUAAGAGGAGACCGUGGUCCUAAAGGCCCCCCCCAGCAGGCAGACAUCACAUACACUGGUCAAGUUGGGGAACCUGGGUCACCCGGCCUGAGGGGCCCACAAGGAAACAUGGGGCAGAUGGGAAUAACUGGCCCCCGAGGAGCCCCUGGUAGAUCAAUACCUGGACCGGCAGGAGCUGUAGGUCAGAAGGGAGUUUCAGGGUUCAAGGGGAACAGAGGAGACCCAGGUCCAGUAUCUGCAAAGGAACCCACACUUGGAGAGCCUGGAAAACCAGGCCACCCUGGACUCAGAGGGCCUAAAGGAGAGCCAGGCACUCCAGGUAGUUACUGUCUUCCUGGAGUUUCAGGACUGCCUGGUGACCCAGGUGUGCCAGGGCCCUCAGGGUACCAGGGCUUCCGGGGACUUAAAGGUAGUCGUGGCGACUGUUCUUGUGGCCCUCCUCUCGAGCUAAGGGGUCGACCUGGCCUUACAGGUGACUUUGGGUCUCAAGGGGUUCCAGGAUUCCCAGGGCUCCCAGGUCCUCAAGGAGAGAGAGGUCUACCUGGAGACACAGGAGAGAGGGGUGAACAGGGUUCAGGCGGAUUUCCAGGUGUCAAAGGCUUUAAAGGACAGAAAGGAGGUUUCAGAGUGGUGGAUACUGGAGGUGAAAAGGGAAACAAGGGCCAGCAAGGCCCGGUAGGCCCACGAGGAUUCCCAGGAAGAAGAGGACAGAAUGGGGCACCAGGGAUCCCUGGAAAUCCCGGUUUUCAGGGUGAAAGUUUUCCCAGUUCCCCAGGAGAAAGAGGCUUCCCAGGACUUGUAGGGCCAGAGGGAUUUUUAGGACCUCCAGGUCCCCAGGGACAAGGUGCAAAUGGAGCAGUAGGAGAACGUGGGGUCCCUGGUGAUCCAGGGCCUACAGGAUUUCCUGGGCCCCCAGGGCCAAAGGGUGCGAAAGGUGACACUCGGCCCUGCAGACCCAGAAAUCAUGGUGUCCACGGAGAGAAGGGAGACCCUGGAAGUGCAGGCUACACAGGUUUCCCUGGUCCUCCAGGUUUUCGUGGUAUUACUGGACCAGAUGGACCCAAAGGAAACAAAGGAAAGGACGGACUUCCUGGACCACCUGGGAGACAAGGACCUCAGGGUUUAACUGGAGAUUAUGGAGAUGAAGGGUCUGAAGGCUUCAGUUAUGAUGGAGAUCCAGGCUCUCCGGGACUCCAAGGUUCUGCGGGUCUCAGUGGACCAACAGGAGACUAUGAUGUUGGACCUUCGGGCCCUAUUGGCUUUCCAGGAACACGGGGCCCUCAGGGACCCAAAGGCGUGCCUGGCACACCAGGCCAAGAUGGUCUGCCAGGUAUCACUGGUCUAGUUGGAGGCCUUGGACCAAAGGGCUUAAGAGGAGAGGAUGGAGCCCCAGGUAUAAUUGGCCCCCCAGGACCCAUAUCUGACCAGUUUGAUACAGGAAAACCUGGUGCAAUGGGCCAAGUUGGUCCUCCGGGAUCUACUGGACCUAGAGGUAUUUUUGGGGAGAAAGGUGAGAUUGGAGACGUUGGUUUUCAAGGAAUUGGCCCUAAAGGUUCUGUGGGUACACAGGGGUUUCCAGGUGACCCUGGGUACCCUGGUUCUCAGGGCCCCCCUGGACCUGGUGGAGAUUCUGGACUGCAGGGCACUGAUGGUCCAAAAGGUCUGACUGGGCCCCAGGGCUGGGAGGGAGUGCCUGGAACCCCUGGAAAGACCGGGUCCCCUGGAGCUCCGGGCAGGACCGGAGAGAGAGGGUUCAGUGGACGAGAUGGAGCUCAAGGAAGUAGAGGGCCCAAAGGAAAGAAAGGAUAUCAAGGACCACCAGGGCCUCCGGGACCAAGCAAAUAUAUCCUCAUUAAAGGAAGGAAAGGAAACCCAGGACAAGGUGGCGUCAGAGGAUUUACUGGACCACGAGGAAACAAAGGUACGCAGGGAGCAACAGGCAAGCCAGGGAAUCCAGGGUGUGAUGGACCCCCGGGCAUUGUAGGACCUCCUGGACCCCCAGGACCCUGUGGCAAACAAGGGUCUCUGGGACCUCCUGGACUGAAAGGGUUCCAAGGAUACUGUGGCUUCCCUGGAAACUGCGGAGAUCCAGGUGACCGAGGAUGCCCGGGGAAACCUGGUGAACCCGGUCCCCCAGGAUGUCCAGGCCCCAAAGGUGAUAAAGGAGAGUCUAUUGGUUGCCCUGGUCCAAAUGGGCACAAGGGGCCUGCUGGAGAACGUGGGCCACUAGGGCCUACUGGAUGUCGUGGAGAUCCUGGAGGAUUGGGUUAUCCUGGACCUCCAGGACAGAAAGGAUGCAAAGGACAUCCAGGACUCUGUGGAAACACAGGCCCAAGAGGUGUGAUUGGUCCCCCAGGUCCCAGAGGUCGGCCUGGUCCUCCAGGUACUCAAGGUAAAUGCGGGGAUAAUGGUCCUCCAGGAUAUAAAGGCUGCCAAGGACUCCAAGGUCCUCCUGGACCAUUGGGACUUCAUGGACUAGACGGACUGAAAGGAGUAAAGGGGGACAUGGGGACCAGAGGUCUGGGUUUUCCAGGUCUUAAAGGUUCCUGUGGUCUGCAAGGGGAUAAAGGUCCACCUGGUCCUCCAGGUCCCUGUGGUACAUCCAGUCCUGGACCACCAGGAUCCAAAGGAGCCCAGGGACCCAAAGGACCUCCAGGUGCAUGUGGAAAUCCAGGUGAACGUGGACCAAAGUGUAAAUAUCCAAUCAAAGGUCUCUGUGGAGAUCCUGGCUGUCCAGGCCCAGAUGGAGGCCCAGGGGAUCUUGGUGAGAUAGGGGAUCCUGGUCAAAACCCUCCACUCCCUGGGGAUAUUGGAGACAAUGGUGGUGUGGGCUGCAAAGGGUCAAAGGGACCGAAAGGAUGCCCAGGACAUAAAGGAAUACGAGGUUGCCCUGGAUGCCCAGGACAAAAAGGUAUGAAAGGAGAUACGGGACUGCUGGGAAUACCUGGUCCUCGGGGCUGUAAGGGUAUUCCUGGUCCCUGUGGACCUCCAGGACCUCGUGGACCUCCUGGAGCUUGUGGACUAAAAGGGGAGAAGGGUCGAGUCUUAUCCUCUCAAUGCCCUCCAGCUCCAAAGGGUGGAUCAGGAGAUCCUGGCUGCCCUGGUCCAUGUGGACAACGUGGUCUGCCAGGACAACCAGGUCCAUGUGGUCCUAAAGGUAUUAAGGGAGAUCCUGGACAUGAAGGAGGGAUAGGCUUUGAGGGACCCCAAGGUCCAGUUGGAGACCAAGGACAGCCAGGCCUGCCAGGAGAGAGUGGAAGAGUGGGAGAGAAAGGUUCUCCUGGUCCACCAGGUGAGCAGGGCUUUCCAGGACAAAUCAAAAAAAUGAACUUGGGUUUGUUGGUGGUGCACAGUCAAAGCACAAACGUUCCUAAAUGUCCACACACCAUGAACGUCCUGUGGGAAGGAUACAGUCUGCUGUAUCUGGAAGGCCAAGAGAGGGCACACACUCAGGACCUGGGUCAGCCAGGGUCAUGUAUGCCUCUGUUUUCCACGUUGCCCUUUGCUCCGUGUAACAAGCGUACCUGCUCUUACGCCAGUCGUAAUGAUAAAUCCUAUUGGCUAACGACGAUGGCACCUGUGCCACGUGAACAUGUGAACGGAUCCAACAUCAAGAACUACAUCAGCCGCUGCGUGGUGUGUGAAGCCCCAUCCUUACCCAUCGCAGUGCACAACCAGUACCCGGAUGAGAGUCUGGCGUGUCCCAACAACUGGACGGCAUUGUGGGACGGAUACUCUUUCGUCAUGCAUACAGGUGCAGGGGAUGAAGGUGGCGGCCAGCCUCUGAUAUCAUCAGGUAGCUGUCUGAAAGAAUUCAAGGCCCAGCCGUUCGUGGAGUGUCAGGGCCCUCGUGGAACCUGCCACUUCUUCGCCAACAUGUACAGUUUCUGGCUGACCACGCUGACCAACUCGACGAUGCUGACUGAAGUCGCAGAGCUGAAGAGCAGCAUUGCGAAGUGCAAAGUCUGCAUGAGGCUGUGA